GAGAAGAAAGUGGGUCCGAUUUAUUUAUGCAAUUAAAGUAAGAAGUGGGUAAUCCAAAUUGUAUAGCUGCUGAUGRCCGAGCGAAAAAUCCGCGCGCGUGAGCUCGCAUUGGAUGCGCACCAAUAAUCCAUYCAUCGCUGCUGGCUCGCUCGGAGGACUUGAGCUUGAUCCUGCUUUCGCAUGGGGGCAAAAAUCUGAAAACCAGAAGAAAGAAAUCAUCUGGGUCCUCGUUGACUGCGACCCAUUUGGAAAUCCGAUCAAAGUAGCAAUUUCGCUUUCAGGGCUUUUAGAUGGUUGAAUUCCACGCUCUUCUGCCGCCAUUUCGAGCUGGGGUUCUGCUAAUUUAGGGUUUUCGCCCACUUUCCCACUUGGGGUUUUUUCAGUUCCUUCUUAGUCAGUCAGUCAGUCGUCGGAUCUUGUGGAGGACGAAGAUCUCGAGUGAGUGACUGGUAACGACUUCUUCUCUUCGCGGUUUGAGGGUGGUGAUUUUGGUUGAUGGUAGAAAAGUUUGGGAGUUUGUUUCUAGAUUUCUCUGUGGAAGGAAAUACCCGUUUGGUGUGGACGAGGAUAUGAGAAAGCGAUGUAGCAGGAAACUGAGGACAAGGACUUAGAAUUCUGUGUUUUCUUUUCCUUCUUUGGAGAAAUUUUCGCGUCUAAGAACAAGUGGUAAAUUGGCAAUUUUGAAGACAAUUGAUGAUUUAGGAAGUGAAUUUUGUGAGUUUUCCUUUGAUUCCCAGGGAAUGGCGACGCCAGUUGAGCCUCCAAACGGGRUUAGGUCACAAGGGAAGCAUUACUUCUCAAUGUGGCAGACAUUGUUUGAGAUUGAUACGAAAUAUGUACCGAUCAAGCCUAUUGGUCGAGGGGCAUACGGGAUUGUGUGUUCUUCUGUGAAUAGGGAAACAAAUGAAAAAGUUGCGAUAAAGAGGAUACACAAUGCCUUUGAGAACCGCAUCGAUGCCCUCAGGACUUUGCGCGAAUUGAAGCUCCUUAGGCAUCUUCGCCAUGAAAAUGUGAUAUGCUUGAAAGAUGUGAUGAUGCCCAUCCAUAGGAGGAGUUUCAAAGAUGUUUAUUUGGUUUAUGAACUGAUGGACACGGAUCUACAUCAGAUUAUUAAGUCUUCUCAAACUCUUACCAAUGACCACUGCCAAUAUUUCCUCUUUCAGUUGCUUCGAGGCCUAAAGUAUCUGCACUCAGCAAACAUUCUACAUCGCGACUUGAAGCCCGGGAACCUCCUUGUCAAUGCAAAUUGUGAUCUCAAGAUAUGCGAUUUCGGGUUGGCGCGUACAAGCAAYGGCAAGAAUCAGUUUAUGACAGAGUAUGUUGUAACUCGCUGGUAUCGGGCCCCGGAACUGCUGCUCUGCUGUGAGAAUUAUGGGACAUCAAUUGAUGUGUGGUCUGUAGGAUGCAUCUUUGCGGAGCUUCUCGGUAGGAAACCUAUCUUCCCCGGCACCGAAUGUUUGAACCAAUUGAAGUUGAUAAUUAACAUACUGGGUAGCCAGAGAGAGGAAGACCUUGAGUUCAUAGACAAUCCAAAGGCAAGGAAGUAUAUUAAAUCUCUCCCGUACUCUCCCRGGGCUCCCCUCAACCGUCUUUAUCCGAAUGCUCAUCCUCUCGCAAUUGAUCUUCUUCAAAAGAUGCUUGUUUUCGACCCAUCAAAGCGRAUCAGUGUCACUGAAGCACUGCAGCAUCCAUACAUGUCCCCACUGUAUGAUCCAAACAGCAAUCCUCCAGCUCAGGUACCCAUCGAUCUCCACAUUGAUGAGGAACUCGGAGAAGAAAUGAUACGAGAGAUGAUGUGGAAAGAAAUGCUUCAUUACCACCCCGAAGAUCUCGAAGAACAUGCCGAAAUGACUUGUUACCACCCCGAGCCUGCUACGGGGAGUACCGUGGUGUAUUCUUGACCGAUAUCUCUUUGUUGUUAGGCCUUGGAUGGUGACAAGCAUUCGGUUUCUUCCCCAUUUCGCUACGGUAUCGAUUAGCUCGGUAAUUAUCUAGUAAUCCCUCCCUUCACCGUCGUGUAAUAAGUAAUAAUGUCUAAACAAGCAUGCGUUAUAGGGUUUUUCUGCUGUAGCAUGUAAGUCUGUUGUCUGGUUUUAGCUUUCAAGAACCUUAAUUUGGAUGGUCUUGUUUGUGCUUGUAAAUAGGUUUUGCUGGUUUGAAAUAUGGAACCUCUUUCAGUUUCUGAAAACUAUUUUGAUUUUUA
Molecule: messenger RNA, 2203 nt
Organism: Momordica charantia (bitter melon)
Lineage: Eukaryota; Viridiplantae; Streptophyta; Magnoliopsida; Cucurbitales; Cucurbitaceae
Product: mitogen-activated protein kinase homolog NTF3
Biological process (GO): protein phosphorylation
Molecular function (GO): ATP binding; MAP kinase activity
Source: RefSeq, a predicted model, not a curated record